UUCCAUUAAUCCCCUUAUGUAGUAUUCCUCUGCAUUUGACCCAUCCUAGAAUUAGGAGUAGUGGGCUGCCAUACUGAGUAGCGCCCGGGGAGCAAAGGGGGUUGGGUACCUUGCUCAGGGGUACCCCAGCCCUUUUGGCAGGGUGCGGAUUUGAACCAGCGACCCUCCGGUUACAAGCCAAGUUCCCUUUCCACUUGGCCACGGGCUGCCCCAUUGUUAUUGUUAUUAUCACCACAAACACAGCUAAACAACGCCUAACCCUAGUUCAAAUAGCCUUUGUAAGGCUGCUGUACUGUGCUGUUUGUUUUUGAAAACCCUCCACUAGCAGUGGCUUAAAAGGCCAAUAAUAAAAGUGUAAAAGUGUACACAGUGUCUCUGUUGCACCCGAGUACAAACAGUGCUGGACUCUAUAACUUCCACAAAGCUCCCUGAAGGCAUCACAGUGUUUUAAGAACUGUGACAUUAAACACCUCAUUGUGUUAGAACCACUUUCCUGGAUUACGUCUUUGCAGUGACAGGCCUCAUUAGCCAUUACAUGUUCCCCUUUACAUUCCACACAGCAACAACAGUGGUGCGUCUGGUUUUAAGGGGUGGAGCAGCAGCAGCAGCAGCAGUUCAGUCCUGCUGUGGCUCACACCACAGGUGUGAACUGCAAGAUGUCACUUCUUCCUAUUUUGUCAUUUAAUGUUUAAAAAGAGCCAUAAAGCCUAGACUGUGUGAUAGCUGAUGGCACAAGAGCAGCACCAGCUUCUCACGGGACUAACUUCUACCACCUGGAACGCAACACUGGCUGCAACGACUGGGUUAUGCAAAUAUUUAUGCUGAAGGAAAUGAUGUCCUUACUGAAGAUAUUGUUGGACAUCAGCUGACCAAUCUCCUCCUGAUUGAUGGACUGCAGUUUAUUUGGAGGACAAAGGCUUUGUUGAUCUUCUUGAGGCUUUGUUGUUCUUCUUGAGCUGAACCAUCGAUCAUGGUUGGGACAGGAGCUGCCGAUCUGGCUCCUUCGGUUGCCGUGAAGGUCUUCGCAGCUGGAACAGCCGCCUGUGUGGCCGACUUGGUCACUUUCCCCCUGGACACAGCCAAAGUCAGACUGCAGAUUCAAGGUGAAGCCGUGCCGUUAGUGUUGGGCCAGAAAGCAAAAUUCAGAGGUGUGUUUGGCACCAUCUUCACCAUGGUGACGACCGAAGGCCCGCGGAGUCUGUACAGUGGCCUUGUGGCAGGACUGCACAGACAGAUGAGCUUUGCCUCGGUCCGUAUUGGCCUGUAUGACACAGUAAAGCAGUUUUACAGCAGAGGCUCAGACAACGUAGGAAUCGGGAUCCGGCUGCUGGCCGGCUGCACCACUGGGGGGAUGGCGGUGGCCUUUGCUCAGCCCACAGACGUGGUCAAAGUCAGGUUCCAGGCUCAGGUGCGACUGCCAGAGAGUGGUUCUGUGAAGAGGUACAACAGCACCAUGGACGCCUACAAGACCAUCGCCAGAGAUGAAGGCAUCAGAGGGCUCUGGAAAGGGUGUCUGCCAAAUAUAACUCGUAACGCCAUUGUAAACUGCUCUGAGCUGGUGACCUAUGACAUCAUCAAAGAGUUCAUCCUGAAGUACAACCUGAUGACAGACAACAUGCCGUGUCACUUCACUGCUGGCUUUGCGGCCGGUUUCUGCACCACCAUUGUAGCGUCUCCGGUGGAUGUGGUGAAAACGCGAUUCAUGAACUCGGUGCCUGGACAGUACAACGGUGCCCUGAACUGUGCCCUCACCAUGCUCAUUAAAGAGGGGCCCACAGCUUUCUAUAAGGGAUUUGUGCCAGCGUUUCUUCGUCUGGGAUCCUGGAACAUUGUGAUGUUUGUGAGCUUCGAGCAGAUCAAGAGAGCCGCAGUGAGAUUUCAACAGUCCAUAUAGUCUUCAUCAUAUCCCCUCUGACAGCUGAUAUGAAGAAGCAGGCAGGUUGACGGUUGUGACGGCUGCUGGUCUGGACUUGUUCUUCCUCAGGGAAAAGGAAAGACUGUCCAUCUUAUCUGAGCGAUCACACUGAAGAAAAACAGCAGGGAUUCAUCAUCUUGAACUUUCUGUGACUUGAAAAUUAUAAAUGCUGACAAUGUUCUCUUUUCACAGAAAACAUUUCACAUAUCUCAGGAGGAAAAUUAAAUUAAAGAAAUGGCUAAAGUUAGUUGUAGCUGCUUCCAUUUUAGAAUCCUCUAAUAACCGUUAGCAUAAUGUGAAUCAAAUGAUCUGAGCGACCCCUUUUUUGCUCUCUGUCUAUAGCCUUGUAAGUAUUAUUAUAAGUUUAUAGUGUGAUCAGGAGGCUUUAAUUGAUCACAAAGAAGAGACAAAUGUCCUAUGCUGCAAUGAAACAUGUAAAUGUCGUAAAAAGGGUCAAAAAUCAAAUUAGCUCAUAAAAUUUCACUAAGCCAGAUUCGAAAAUGGCCAACUAGGCAGCCGUAUCACGCACAACUUCCCAGCCAGGACAGCAAGCUAAAAGCUACGCUAACUGGCUAACCUGUUCACAGAACACGGAGCCAUAUAAAAUACCUCGACUCAAACAAAAUUAAGUAUACCCCAUAUUCCACUUGUCACAAAACCUGUUUUUAUACCCAAUUUAACCUCUUUUUUUGACAGCAUAUUUCGGCUGGAGCUGCUAUUCUUUUACUCUUGGCCUGUUUGGUAAGUUUUUGUCAGAAUUUCAAACACUAAACCUGUGAGAAAACACAUUUGAGCUUCCUGAUUUAAGCCAUGGAGGAUGAAUGACUUCCGUGUGCUCUGCUGUAAAAACACUACAUUUUGUCUAUGGACUUUGGUGUGGGAGAGCGAAUGGUUUACACACCAAUAAAAGGUUGUAGGAGUAAAUCAGUAUAAUGUGGUGUGGUGUUGGUGAGGAUAACAGUUAAUUAAUUAAUUAAUACAAUAGGAAUGUUUUAAAUGCCAAAAAUAUAAGAUGUUUCUGGGAAAUAUAUAUAAUACAAUGGAAAGAAUUAACUAAUACAAGAGUAAGAAAUGAUAACAAUAAUAAUAGGUUUUUAUUUGUACACUGGAACCACAUUCAUAACAUAUAUUACAAAUGAAAUAAUAAUAAUAACAAUAAGUAUUUUAAUACAAAGCAGGUGUUUGUUUGUGUAUAUCUGUCCGUCUGUCUUAAACUUCAAUGUUGGAAGCUUUUAGCCAAAUGCCGGUGUGUGUGGGAAUUAUAUUGAAAGCUUCUUCGAAUUUUAACCCAUUUGUCAAUUAAAAAUAUUUUUUAAUGUUUUUUUUGGAGAAGUAGAAUUCACUUUUCAUGGACGCUUCUCUUUGUUUUCGUUUCACUUUACUACCUCAGGGUUUCUGUUGCCUCCAUCUGUCUUGAUGGUAAAUGAAUCACUUCCUGUGUGCAGCACGGCAACACUGAGAAACACAGAGGGAGCUGUUUAUCAGGAGCUGAUAAAAACUUGAAUUGGCAUUGUGAGAACUCAUUUGACAAAAAUUUGAAUGUAACAGAUGUUUGUUAGUGUUAAAACCUAUGCAAGACAGCUUCAAGGGACUUAAUUAUGGUAGUUACGAGUGCGGUGGCCUGUAAGUACAAAACAAUAUAAUAUAAUAUUACAAAGCUUUACAAAAUAAGAGAUGAUUACAUUUUAGAAUUUGUAAGAAAUGUAUAUACAAAUGCAAACAUUUUUUUUACAAAUCCUGAAACAAAUUCACAGAAGUUGUGAAAAAUGUACAAUUUCCCACAUUUUGGUCAUUUAGCGGCUGCUUACUUUCUAUUUUGUAACAGAACUCUGUUUAUUCCAGUAGAAAACCAUAGCCAUCAAUAAUCGGAGAAAACUGGUGAACAUAUGUAUAUAUGUCUAUAUAUAUAUAUAUAUAUAUAUAGAUAUAGAAAAAAUAUACUGUAUAUAUGAGAAAUAGACAAUGACUAAAAUAUAAUCUGAAAAACUUUAUUUUGUGCAGCAACAAAUGUCUCAUAUACAGUAUACAUUUUUCCCUCUGUAUAUUGAGCAGUUGGAGGUUGAACUUGCUAUGUCUCCCCCUGUUGGAAAGUGUUUGUGAUGUACUGUAUAUUUGAGUGCAUUGUCCUUCUGUUUUCAUGCACAGCUAUCUACGAUAUUACCACUUGUUACAACUGAAUCUUGACUAAAAGGUUGUGAACAUUUCUGUACAUUUGUGUGGGGACCCAAAAACAAAAUAUCCAGCGACCCAUCUGUGGGUCCUGACCCAGUGUUUGGGAAUCAGCAGCAGAUACCACAGCUGACUCUUGAAGUCCUGUGUACCUAAUAAAGUGGUUGGUGAGUUUAAGUAA
Molecule: messenger RNA, 4265 nt
Organism: Solea solea (common sole)
Lineage: Eukaryota; Metazoa; Chordata; Actinopteri; Pleuronectiformes; Soleidae
Product: mitochondrial uncoupling protein 2-like
Exons: 6
Coding region: 971-1894 (307 amino acids)
Biological process (GO): response to cold; mitochondrial transmembrane transport; adaptive thermogenesis
Cellular component (GO): mitochondrial membrane
Molecular function (GO): oxidative phosphorylation uncoupler activity
Source: RefSeq, a predicted model, not a curated record